AAUGAGAGAAGUCAUAUCUAUUCACGUAGGAUAAGGAGGUAUUUAAGUUGGUAAUGCCUGUUGGGAAUUAUUCUGUCUUGAACACGGAAUCCAACCAGAUGGUUAAAUGCCAUCAGACAAGACAAUCGGAGGAGGAGAUGAUGCCUUCAACACCUUUUUCUCUGAAACUGGUGCAGGAAAGCACGUCCCAAGAGCUGUCUUUUUGGAUUUGGAACCAACAGUUAUUGAUGAAGUCAGAACAGGAACAUACAGAUAAUUAUUCCACCCAGAAUAAUUGAUUUCAGGAAAAGAAGAUGCUGCCAACAACUUCGCCAGAGGUCACUAUACAAUCGGAAAGGAAAUCGUCGAUUUGUGCUUAGACAGAAUCAGAAAGUUAGCUGAUAACUGCACAGGUCUCUAAGGUUUCUUGGUCUUCCACUCAGUCGGAGGAGGAACAGGAUCAGGAUUGGGAUCACUUUUAUUGGAAAGAUUGUCAGUCGAUUAUGGUAAGAAAUCUAAAUUGGGUUUCACCAUCUAUCCAUCACCAUAAGUUUCAACAGCCGUCGUUGAACCAUAUAACUCCAUCUUGUCAACCCACUCAUUGUUGGAACACACUGAUGUCUGUGUCAUGUUGGAUAAUGAAGCCAUUUAUGAUAUUUGCAGAAGAAAUUUGGAUAUUGAAAGACCAACAUACACAAACUUGAACAGAUUGAUUGCUUAAGUCAUUUCAUCAUUGACAGCUUCAUUGAGAUUUGAUGGUGCCUUGAAUGUCGAUAUCACUGAAUUCUAAACCAAUUUGGUGCCAUAUCCAAGAAUCCACUUUAUGCUUUGCUCAUAUGCUCCAAUCAUCUCAGCUGAAAAAGCUUAUCACGAAUAAUUAUCAGUUGCUGAAAUCACAAACUCAGCCUUUGAACCAGCCAACAUGAUGGCUAAGUGUGAUCCAAGACAUGGUAAAUACAUGGCUUGCUCCAUGCUUUACAGAGGUGAUGUCGUCCCCAAGGAUGUCAAUGCUGCUAUUGCAACAAUCAAGACAAAGAGAACAAUCUAAUUCGUCGAUUGGUGCCCAACAGGAUUCAAGGUCGGAAUCAACUAUCAACCACCAACAGUCGUCCCAGGAGGUGAUUUGGCUAAGGUUAUGAGAGCUGUUUGUAUGAUCUCCAACUCAACUGCUAUUGCUGAAGUUUUCUCCAGACUUGAUCAUAAAUUCGAUCUUAUGUAUGCCAAGAGAGCCUUCGUCCACUGGUACGUCGGUGAAGGUAUGGAAGAAGGAGAAUUCUCUGAAGCCAGAGAAGAUCUUGCUGCCUUAGAAAAGGAUUAUGAAGAAGUUGGUAUUGAAACUGCUGAAGGAGAAGGUGAAGAAGGAGAAGCAUGAAAAAUCAAUAUAUAUAUAAAUCNGAUAAUUAUUCCACCCAGAAUAAUUGAUUUCAGGAAAAGAAGAUGCUGCCAACAACUUCGCCAGAGGUCACUAUACAAUCGGAAAGGAAAUCGUCGAUUUGUGCUUAGACAGAAUCAGAAAGUUAGCUGAUAACUGCACAGGUCUCUAAGGUUUCUUGGUCUUCCACUCAGUCGGAGGAGGAACAGGAUCAGGAUUGGGAUCACUUUUAUUGGAAAGAUUGUCAGUCGAUUAUGGUAAGAAAUCUAAAUUGGGUUUCACCAUCUAUCCAUCACCAUAAGUUUCAACAGCCGUCGUUGAACCAUACAACUCCAUCUUGUCAACCCACUCAUUGUUGGAACACACUGAUGUCUGUGUCAUGUUGGAUAAUGAAGCCAUUUAUGAUAUUUGCAGAAGAAAUUUGGAUAUUGAAAGACCAACAUACACAAACUUGAACAGAUUGAUUGCUUAAGUCAUUUCAUCAUUGACAGCUUCAUUGAGAUUUGAUGGUGCCUUGAAUGUCGAUAUCACUGAAUUCUAAACCAAUUUGGUGCCAUAUCCAAGAAUCCACUUUAUGCUUUGCUCAUAUGCUCCAAUCAUCUCAGCUGAAAAAGCUUAUCACGAAUAAUUAUCAGUUGCUGAAAUCACAAACUCAGCCUUUGAACCAGCCAACAUGAUGGCUAAGUGUGAUCCAAGACAUGGUAAAUACAUGGCUUGCUCCAUGCUUUACAGAGGUGAUGUCGUCCCCAAGGAUGUCAAUGCUGCUAUUGCAACAAUCAAGACAAAGAGAACAAUCUAAUUCGUCGAUUGGUGCCCAACAGGAUUCAAGGUCGGAAUCAACUAUCAACCACCAACAGUCGUCCCAGGAGGUGAUUUGGCUAAGGUUAUGAGAGCUGUUUGUAUGAUCUCCAACUCAACUGCUAUUGCUGAAGUUUUCUCCAGACUUGAUCAUAAAUUCGAUCUUAUGUAUGCCAAGAGAGCCUUCGUCCACUGGUACGUCGGUGAAGGUAUGGAAGAAGGAGAAUUCUCUGAAGCCAGAGAAGAUCUUGCUGCCUUAGAAAAGGAUUAUGAAGAAGUUGGUAUUGAAACUGCUGAAGGAGAAGGUGAAGAAGGAGAAGCAUGAA
Messenger RNA from Paramecium pentaurelia, 2475 nucleotides. Lineage: Eukaryota; Ciliophora; Oligohymenophorea; Peniculida; Parameciidae. The record is from the annotation of a GenBank genome assembly.